AUGGCACAACUUCCUAAUUCUGAGACUAAGAAGCAGAAAAAGCGAAAGCUGAGAACUCCCGAAGAGGAAGAUGCCCCAGCAGAGACAGCAGAAGCAUCAACCGAGGAGUCCCCCAAAAAGAAAGGCCGCCGGCAAAUGGUAGACGAGACGAUUCUCGGUCGCUACCACCAGAGCCAGAAACUGCAGGGCAUUCUCAAGAAGGGCGAGGAUCAUUUAGAAGAAGAGGAAGGAAAAGCUGAAGAGGAGAGCGUUCACAAAAGCGUUAAGGAGACCACUGAAGUUCGCGUUACGGCAAGCGAACAAACGCAGGCAGAUCAGGUGCUGGAGGACGUGAACAAACUGGAACGGGAGCAGAAGAAGAAGCUCGCCAAGGAGAAGAAAAAGUUCAAAGCUCAACAGAAAAAGCUACAACAAAAGGAGAAAUUGGAAGAGCAGCAGCAGCCGAAGGAGAGCAAACAGGAGAAGGCGCUGGCGUACAUGAAACAGUGGAAGAGGCAUCGAGACGAGUGGAAGUUCAAAAAGGUAAGUUCUAACGAUGUUUUGAAGUUAUCACGACAAAUCUAA
Messenger RNA from Rhagoletis zephyria (snowberry fruit fly), 564 nucleotides. Lineage: Eukaryota; Metazoa; Arthropoda; Insecta; Diptera; Tephritidae. The record is from RefSeq and is a predicted model, not a curated record.